AUGGGCUACAUAACAAAUGGUGACUGUCAAUCAAUUUUGAACGAUACGUUAAAUUUAGAAUUAGAGAACUCUACUAUUCUUGUUGGGAGUAUUGAUGUAAAACGUAAGUAGAAAAUUAAAUUAAGUCGUUUUGAAAAUGGGAAUUUGAGAUAUUCCGCGCAAUUCAUGUUGCGAAAUUGGAUGAAGUAUAAAAAUUUAGUUGUCUUCUUUUGGUAACUUUUUUACGUGGAAAUGCAUUGCAAACCGUGAAUCUUAUAUUUUAAGGAAUAUUUAGUACGGAAAAUAUCUAAAUUGUUUCUAACUAUCAAUACAAAUAUUGAUUUGGAGCGUAUAUGGUACCUGGACAAAAAAUUUAAAUGAUACGUUUUAUAAAAGUAUGAAAAAGUUUUGCGAUUUAAUUGUGGCCUAAAAUUUAAGACACUUUGUUCUGAGAAAAAUAUGGUAACGUGUGUUCUGUAACUUAAAUCUAAAACUUCCAUUGAUUUCUUUUCAAGUUAUAAAAUAACGGGUGGGGACUAAAAAUGCGGACUCAAAAAUUUUUUCCGGACAUACCAAAAAAAUUUUUUCGGAUAUAUCCAAAUUUCCUAAAUAUGAAAAAAAGUUUCCGGAAAUACCAAAACAUUUUUCGGACAUUUGAUAUUUUUCCCGGAAAUUAAAAUUUUUUUUGGAAAAUAACAUAAAUUCAAGUGCUUUUUUAAAGUGCCCUUUGGGCAAAAGAAGGCAAUCCUUAAAACAUUUUUCACGCAAGAAAAGGGCACUUUGCUCCCGGAAAAAUGGCACUUGGCAAAACUUGGGUUCCUACGCCCCUGUUGAUGGGAGAUGUCCUUGAAAUUUCUACGCACAAUGAAUUAAGGAAAUAUAUCUAAGGCGUUGGUGCCAUCAUGUGACAAUUUUCGUUUCCAAAUAAUGACUUAUAUGGCAUCGGUAUGAACACUGUGGGCACAAUCUUUCAGAUCAGCUUUAGUGUUAUCUAUAUCUCCAGUCUCCACAGUGGUUUUUCAUGGAAGAUCGUGCUUUUUCAGGCUUGUCCAAAGCGAUUUUUACUCCAUCUGACAUUUCUAUCUCUAUUUUCUCUAUAAAUAAGCUUCCUAAAGCAAUUUUGAUAUUCCGUAAGUAUGAGGUACAGUAAUGCCAUUUCGUAUGCGUUCUUGGGGUCUCCAAUUAGAUGUGUCAAACUCAUUUUACAGUUGGUUUUAGAUUGUCCAUUUUUAGUUGAGCAUAGUCAUGGAAGUUUAGGUUUCUCGUUUUUGAAAAUGGAAGCUAGGAAAUUUUGUUUCCGACUCACGUAAUUGUAAAAAUUGUUCAAUGACAAUGUUGUAAUAAAUAUAUCAAAUUUCUCAAUAUUUCCUUCUUUCAGCUUUGACAGUAGUGUUGUGUCGGUUUACGAAAUCAAAGUGGUGUCAAAGUGACAAUAGCAUAGUCGAAGUUCGCGGUUGGCGUUAUGUACAUGAUUCAUUAAAUAAUGGCGGUGAGUGUCAAUCAUUUUAAACUUUUAUAUCUCGUAAAUGCUGCUUUACUGAUGUUUGGGGACUUAAGAACCCUUUUAGCCCGAUGACCGCUUGAUUCUUUUUUCCAAAAGAACAAAGAUGGCAUCCUAUACCAUGCCUAUUUGAAAAUGAAGAGAUACACUAAAAACGCUUUGGUUAAAAUUUUUCUACCAGAUGUCCCCCAAAAAAACUAGACACUGUUUGAUUUUAUGUAACUUAAAAUCUAUAAAAGCUGUCGUAAUGAAAUAAAGAUCAAUUUACAUGCAAUAUUGAGCGCGAUACAACCAAAAAAAUUAUUAUUUAACAAGUAUGCGAAUUUUUGGCAUUUUCAAAAACAGCAGUACAACGUUCAAACAUGUGCUAUAUAUCAAUAUCUACGUUAGCCCUUUCUGAAUAAAAUGAUCUUUAUUUCAUUGCACGCGAUAGCUGUUAUAGCUUUUACGUUACAUGAAAUGAAACAGUGUCCAGUUUUUUGGGGAUACCCGGUAGUUGCUCAAGAUAACCCUUUUUGGGUUAAAUGUUCUGGUUAUUGUAACCUUUUUCCUACCAUAGCUGCAUGGUAAAUAUGAAUAGAAUUUCCUGAUCAAACUACCUAGACUAUGCAAGGUGGACUCUGGUUAUAUAUCCACAUAGUAUAGUAUAGUUAUUUUGACGAGGACGUCCUGCCAAAUAUAAUCAGAAUAUCAGAUACCUGGUUAAAACAGGAAAUAUCAAGUAAUACCAGGGACAUCAAGUAAUUAACCCAAUAUAGUGUUUAACCUAAAUUUGUUGCGCUGAUGCCUUUUAUACUUUAGUUCUAACUUGAAUCUUUUUCAGGAAAAAUGCACUCUUUGGCCAGUAUCGAGAACAUAACGUCAUGGUUUUCCUACAAGUGGAUUCCAUAUAACUCAAUUGUCAGUAGAACUGGAGUAUGUAUGAAAUUUCAAUUCAAAAUGACUGGAAAUAACAAUACCUUAUCAUUGUCUGUUCAAACCUUCUCUGGUAACACAACAUUGAUUUGGAGUCUACAUGGUAACCAUGACAACAUAUGGAAAACUGGUGUCAUAACAUAUCGACCAAAUGAAAUAUUAGCGGUAGGUCAAGCUAUUGCUUUUUCUGUUUGUUUGCUUUUCCUGUUUGUUUGCUCCUUCGUUCCUUUUUAUUGCUUUUUUUCAAGUGUGUUCGUUGAUUUGAGUUCAUUAUCUAAUUUUAUUUAGCCCAUUAAAUUCCAUUGCGCCUUACUUUAUUCUGUCUAGCGCCAGACGAUUUUAAUCAACAAGGGGAGCACCUUGGCGCUCAACGGGUUAAAUCCAUUGACUGGUCAAAAUAACCAACAGUUUGUUUUCUGCAAUCACUUAAAGUGACACCAAUACUCUAACCAAUCCAAGUGUUCAAAUAGGGUAAUAAAAUACGAAAUGUUUUAUGAAAUUAAUUAAAGAGUUCGAAUUAAGUAGUUUCUGUCUAGUUGAUCAUUUGAAAAUUAAAUCUUACAAAAUUCAAUAUUCAUGGUUAUGUGCCUAACACCAUUAAUUUUUGCUCUGAUGUGUUUCCCACCAACCUGCAGAAAUCUUAGGACAUUUUUAUUCAAACGAAAUCUUGAACAUUAUAAGGACCACAAGCCAUCAGUUUAAAAUUAGGCAGGUGGGACUUCUAUUAAAAAAUCCAAUUUUAAAAAGGCAAACAGUUCCCUGCUUUGAUAAGUCAGAUAUCAAUGGACUAAAACGACAUAGCCAUAGGAUAAUUAUUUUAUCCAUGCAUGCAGUAGAACAAUCCAGAACAUCUCUCAAAUUAAGCUAAAAGUUUCAAUUCCAAUAAAUAGUGGGUGACUGCAUGCAGCAUUUUCUGACACCCUGUAUUUUGUUUGAAAUCAAUAUUUAAUUGUUUACUUGUUUGUUUUCUGCUAUCUAUUGAUGUGUUAUUUUCAGUUAAUUUUUGAUGGCAAAAUAAGCGAGCCAAAUACCAUUGUUGCUAUAGCAAAUGUUUCAGUCACGACGGAAACGUGUAUGGGUCACGGAACUGCAGUAUAUCCUUAUUUUGCUGAUCCAGGUAAACAAACUCUACCGCAUGUUGUUUCUCCCGUUUCAUAUGAAAUUCAUACCAUGUCUAUGGAAUUUGCUUGCGAUUGCAUCACUAAAAUGGAAAUUGCAAUUAGUAUAUGAAAAUUGCUAUUUUUUCAUGCUAUUUUCAUCGUGAAGUAAAAGUUUUGAAAACAAUUUCAUGCAGUCUUUGAUUUAGUGAAACGAGAAAAUCAGAAGAGCUAUCUAGCUCAAAUUGGUUUUAAUGUAUCCAGAAAGGUCUAACAUAAAUUCUGAUGCAUUAUAAUAAGAUUUUCGUGCGAUAUAUAACUGAGCUAUUGAUGUUUUAAAACGAGCAAACAUUUUUAACAACGCGAAAAUUAGCUUAAAAUGGCCAGAUAUUAAAUAAAUACGAUUUGGUUAAUAUAGGCUAAUCGUUUUAUUUUGUAGUAAAAAUGCAUGUGCAGCAUAAUUGUUUAAAAUAUUAAUAGCUAUUUGUUCAACUGAAGAAGCUUGUCUUCUAUAUAUGUUGGAGUUUCCUCCAAAUACAAGCGGCUAAUGAUAUUUUUUAGUUAAAUUAAAGUUAAUUAGCUCUUCAACAUGGUCGCGAUGACGUCGAGUGCAACCAAGUAUAAUAUGGCGUUACAAAUUAUAUUGUCAAUGUUUUAGACUACAAGUGUGCAUCGGAUAGGUAUCUCUGUGAUAAUGGGGAGUGUAUCAGUCGAAGUUUGGUAUGUGAUGGAGAUAAAGGAUGUUCUGAUAAUUCUGAUGAAACAUACUGUCAAUGUUUAACUGAUCAGUUCAGGUGUGAGAGGUCAGGAGAAUGUGUGAAUACAAGAUUGUUAUGUAAUGGCUUUGCAAACUGUGAAGAUGCUAGCGAUGAACAAAGCUGUUGUAAGUCCUUACCAAUUUUUAUGCCAUUAUUUGUUGCAUAUUAUAGUUUCUAAUUCCUCGCCCGCCUGCCUUCUUUAGCACCAUUAUAAUACAAACAAGAACAUUCGUUUUACCAAUUUCUUUCCAAAAUACAUUUUGGUCCCUGCUUUGACGUUUUUUCAAACCUCAAGUAGGCAACAUAUCACUUUACAUUAACUAAUAUUAAUGAGAAUUUAAGACGGAAAAUUUUGGUAAAUGACUUUGGAGACUUCGGAGAAACUUUGGAGAAAGCUCCUGAUGCGGAGAAACUCGUAUGCAACAAUCGUGGUCUUAUACUUCCAAUUUCAUUUUAAUUUUGUAUGAACAAUGGCCUGUAGACAACAUAAAAUAAAUUCUAUGAUUUUCGUCACUACAAUUUAUAUAUCAAUAAAUAAGAAAAAACAGUUGCUAAUAUAUAUUUCUGUGAUUUCCGAAUUGAAGUACGAUUGUCACAAUCCGAAGUAAACAUAUUACAUUGUAUACAUUUCCGUUACCUCCAACGUAUCUCCAUAACUGAAGCUCAAGCUGAAUUCGAAGAUUAUUAUUUUAAAAUGCAAUGAAAUUUCUUUCAAAGGUUGUUCUAUUUGUCAAGGUUGGCAGUCUGAAAUAAAAUAUAUCAGUGAUGAUGAACAGCAUUUCAUUUUCUAUUUUGCAUUUGUUUGAGUUUGGCACUUUGAGAUAAAAUAUAUCAGUGAGGAUAAACAGCAUUUCAUUUUAUUCUUUCAGUGAUUUAUUUCAUAAAAUGUAAAAUCCCGCGUAUAGUUAGUUAAAGAAGAGCUAAGCUACUAUACUAAUCUAGAUCCCACAUCGAAUGAUCCAAAUGUGCUAUGGAAUGAAUUUAAGAACAACUUUCUUACUAUUGCUGAAAAACACGCGCCAGUUAGACAGCGUCGCGUUAAGAGUGAGCAUAAACCAUGGCUGACGAAAGAAAUAAAGCGUUUAAUGCAUCAUAGGGAUUAUCUUAAAAUACAGAGUGUUCGUUUAACAUCGAGUAAUUAUAACGAGGCCUACAAAAGAUGCAAGAAUAAAUUAAAUAAGCUUAUUAAAAAGACUAAGGAAGAAUACUUUAAAACGAAGUUAUCUAAUGCAAAUAAUAGCAAAGAGAGUUGGCAGGCUAUUAAUGAGCUAUUAAACAAAAGGCCCAAAACUACCCAUGUAACACAGCUAAAUGUAGAUGACCAAGUUAUAACUGGAGACACAAAUAUUGCGGACUGUUUUAAUCAGUAUUUUUCAUCCAUCGGUUGUAAGCUGUCGAAAAAUGUCCAAAAUAUUAAUGUUGACCCUAUGACAUUUGUCACUCCUACGGAGAGUUCGUUUCAUUUUUCAUGUAUUUCAGUCCAAGAGACUUUUGACGCAUUAAACCAACUUAAUUCAAGGAAAUCACCAGGACUGGACGGCAUAAGUGUAAAACUAUUAAAAGAUACAAGCGAUGUUAUCGCGCAACCAUUAGCCAACAUCUUUAAUCUAUCUCUUCAGACUGCAAUUUUUCCGGACGAGUGGAAAAUCGCCAACGUAUCACCAGUCUUUAAAGAAGGGAAUAAAACUGAUUGCGGAAAUUAUAGACCAAUCUCUGUAAUUUCUGUGGUUGCUAAGCUGUUUGAAGGGCUAGUGUACAAUCAAUUGAGAACGUUUAUUGCCGACAAUAGCAUUCUUGUAGAGCAACAGUCCGGUUUUCGUUUACAGCACUCUACUGAGACGGCACUCUUAGGUUCGACAAAUGAGUGGUUAUAUAACAUGGACAAUGGCUUAAUCAAUGGAGUCCUGUUCUUGGACUUGAAAAAAGCUUUUGACACUGUCGACCAUGAAAUCUUAUUAAAGAAACUUCACCUAUACGGCAUAAAAGGAACUACUUACGCAUGGUUUGAAUCUUACAUCCAAAAUAGGAAAUCGAUUUGUUUAAUGAAAGGGAAAAAAUCACAUGCUAGAGAAAUUAGGUGUGGG
Paramuricea clavata is the source of this 6334-nucleotide messenger RNA. Lineage: Eukaryota; Metazoa; Cnidaria; Anthozoa; Malacalcyonacea; Plexauridae. The record is from the annotation of a GenBank genome assembly.